Cariama cristata (Red-legged seriema) is the source of this 1485-nucleotide messenger RNA. RefSeq names its product cysteine-rich, angiogenic inducer, 61 (gene CCN1). NCBI's taxonomy places the organism in Eukaryota, Metazoa, Chordata, Aves, Cariamiformes, Cariamidae. The transcript is spliced from 3 exons. Bases 340 to 852 code for a protein of 170 amino acids. Gene Ontology annotation, biological process: signal transduction. The record is from RefSeq and is a predicted model, not a curated record.
GCGCAGUCCGAGGGGAGACCGUGUGAAUACAACUCCAAAAUCUACCAGAACGGUGAAAGCUUCCAGCCGAACUGCAAACACCAGUGUACGUGCAUCGAUGGGGCUGUGGGCUGCAUCCCGCUCUGCCCGCAAGAGCUCUCUCUUCCUAACCUGGGCUGUCCCAGCCCCAGGCUGGUCAAAGUCCCCGGGCAGUGCUGCGAAGAGUGGGUCUGUGAUGAGAGCAAGGAUGCGCUGGAUGAGCUGGAAGGCUUCUUCAGCAAAGAGUUUGGUCCGGAUGAUUCCGAAGGCGAACUAACCAGGAACAAUGAGCUAAUUGCCAUCGUGAAAGGAGGCCUGAAAAUGCUACCUGUUUUUGGAUCCGAGCCACAAAGCCGAGCUUUUGAGAAUCCCAAAUGCAUUGUGCAAACAACCUCCUGGUCCCAGUGCUCAAAGACGUGUGGAACUGGCAUCUCCACAAGGGUUACCAACGACAAUCCCGACUGCAGGCUCAUCAAAGAGACCAGGAUAUGUGAAGUGCGGCCAUGCGGCCAGCCUAGCUAUGCCUCCCUAAAGAAGGGAAAAAAAUGUACCAAGACUAAGAAGUCCCCAUCCCCAGUGAAGUUUACUUAUGCCGGAUGUUCCAGCGUGAAGAAGUACCGCCCCAAGUACUGUGGCUCCUGCGUGGAUGGCAGGUGCUGUACGCCCCAGCAGACCAGGACUGUCAAGAUCAGGUUCCGCUGUGAUGAUGGGGAAACCUUCACCAAGAACGUCAUGAUGAUCCAGUCCUGCCGAUGCAGCUACAACUGUCCGCAUGCGAAUGAAGCUUAUCCCUACUACAGACUGGUCAAUGACAUUCACAAAUUUAGGGACUAAAUUGUGUUGGGGGUGGGGUGCUAAACAGAAUUUUGAAGUAACCAGCCGUGGAGAAAGGACCUUUGAUGGAAAUGGUGCCUUGCCCAUUUGAGGGCAACAUCGAGAUGUUACAAGAGUGCACUGUGCAACUGGACAGUAAUGCAACAGAGAUUUAAGCAUACUUAAAGCUUCAUAGUACUGGAGCAACUUUACUGCUUCUUUUUGGAGCACCUUACCUAAUUAUAUACUGUUUUCUGUUUGUAAGUGAUCAGAUAAAUGUUUUGUUCCGGUUAUGAAAACUUCUUCUCUAUCCUGUUCAAUUUAACACUAUGCUUCUCCCCCUCCCUCCACCUUCCUCCCUUUCCCAACCAAGUUGGAAGUCACAUUCCUUCCUGAGGUGGGCACUUGUGGGGUGUUCACAGUGGCAGCUAUUAUGUACCAACUGUAGUUUAAUGGCAAACAGAAAUCAGUUGUUUUAAAGCUGAGUAUUUUAUUUAUCAAACUGUAGCUUUUUUUUGUUUUUCUUUGAUUUUUUUUUUUCCCCCCCCUUCCAGCCCCUGUAAUACUGGAAUAAGUUGUAAAUGAUUUUAAUUUUAUAUUCAAUGAAUUAAAAGAAUUUAUUUAUGGAAUUAAUCAUUUAAUAAAGAAAUAUUU